Molecule: messenger RNA, 1374 nt
Organism: Thermochaetoides thermophila DSM 1495
Lineage: Eukaryota; Fungi; Ascomycota; Sordariomycetes; Sordariales; Chaetomiaceae
Exons: 3
Coding region: 1-1374 (457 amino acids)
Source: RefSeq, a predicted model, not a curated record
AUGACGGCCACUGCUCCUGUGACAACGACAUGGCAGGCGCCGUCAGGCUGUGCGACUGACGCGAUCUACCAGGUCUGGUCAGGAGCCGAGUCCAGUUACAUCCAGGGCCCUCUUUACACUCGCGGCUCUCACUGCUUCCCGAGCGGCUAUGAACCCUCACCUACCCAGUACUACUCGCCGGCCUGGUGUCCGACCGGCUACACAGCCGCCUGCUCGAGUCUCUCCCCCGUGAGCUUGGGACUGGAGACAGAAACGGCAGUAAUAUGUUGUCCAACUCAACUCCCUUACGAGUGUCCAACGCCAACUCCUGUUGUGGGAGUUCUGCAGAAACAGCAACCGCAUUUAGGUUGCACCACGACAUGGGGUGCUUCAGUUGCUGUGUUCAUGGCAACAGUCGUCAAGUAUGGUAAAAUUAGCAGCACUACAGACGUUGCCGAGCUCGGGGGAGGAAUCACUGCUUAUGGCAUUCAGGUUCGCUUCAAAGAAGGCGAUCCGACGUUACCUUUACAAUUUGCCAACCUUGGCCAUACUCAGAUCAAUGAUUCAUCGUCUUCGUCAACCGAAACUGUUAGUAAACAGGCCGUGAUCGGGAUCGCCGUUGGCGCUGCUGUGGGAGCUCUUCUGUUGGCAGCCUUGACUGCUUUAGCCAUCAUCUUGUACCGGCGCAACAGGAGGGUCAAUCUUGAGUCUUCAUCGUAUGAGUCGUUUCGCCCUCCAGUUCCUCCCAAGAAGCCAAUGACUCCAUCUAUGCCGAUUGGUGGCACGCAUGGACCGCCAUACGAACUCCACGAAGACACUUCUCCCCGCGCUUCUCCCACGAUCUACCAACACCACAAGCACAUGUCUAUGGCGUCCAUGGCAAGCAUGCUUGCCAAUGCUAGCAAGUCUCGCCAACCUGCGCCUGUUGAGCUCGAGGCUGAAGUGCCGAAAGAUCGCAUCCCAGUAUCCCCUGUCUCGCCUGUGUCUCCUCUCACUCCAGCAGGAGACCAGGAAUAUCCAGAGCCUUCUUCUUCAGCGCACGACAAAGAAAGGUACUCGCCAGCCCCAGGAUCGUCUUCACACGAGAAUACCUUCUCUUCUACAUCACAAACACAACAAGGCAAAGACAAAAAUAGGGAUUCCUCCACAUUGUCACCAAUACAACAAGAGAAGCAACCUGCUCUUGCCCCUCCCCGUCCCCCAUCAACUUAUCGACAUUUGUCAACCUAUCAUCCCAUGUCGCCUAUCGGGCCAUCACCCAGCCCAAUAUCAGCUCAGGCCCUGACGGGCAGGACGUCUCCAGAAGCCUCGUUACGGUCGCCUGCGUCCGUGAGUAGCUUGUGGCUGGAGCGGACAGGGCGGGUGGAUGCUAUGCCGUCUUCUCCUUGGAUAUGA